Molecule: messenger RNA, 978 nt
Organism: Miscanthus lutarioriparius
Lineage: Eukaryota; Viridiplantae; Streptophyta; Magnoliopsida; Poales; Poaceae
Source: the annotation of a GenBank genome assembly
AUGCAGCUCAGCGUUCCGCUGCACAUUGUCGUCGUGUGUCUCGCGUUAGCCUUUCUGCUCCCGUCCCACGCCGCGGCGACGGCGACGGCCCCAGCCGGCACGGUACAGCGUGAGACCAAGCAGCAGAUCCUGGCGAGCAUCCCGCCGCACUGGGACGAGAACCCCGUGCUGUUCCUCACGUCGCCGUCGGGGAAGUACGCGGCGUACUUCAUGCGCACCCAGACCACGCCGGGCGCCGGGGGCCUAGGCGCCGACUUCUGCUACGUCGAGGUGCUCGACACGACGGCGCCGGGCGCCGAGGGCCGGAGCGUGUGGGAGUCGGAGUGCAUGGCGGUGAGCACCGUGAACAAGUGCGCGCUCGUGUUCUCGUGGAACGGGCUGGAGGUGUUCGACGGGAGCACCUCGGUGUGGCACACCCACGACGCGCAGUCCGACGACCACAACUUCCUGCAGACGCUGCAGCUGGUGGACCAGGGCGACAUGCGCAUCCUCGACAAGGGAGGCGAGCUGGCGUGGAAGGCCAGCGACGAGCCGCGCGCCGCGCAGCACUGCGGGAUGCCCGGCUCGCCCGGCCUGGCCUCCGCUCUGCCCCCGUUCGCCGAGCCGAUCGGGCACGGGAGCAGCGACCUGCCGUUUGGACAGGGAGACGGUUAUGGCAACGGCGUCGGAGCCGGAGCCGGAGUUGGAGCUGGCGGCGUGGCGCAACCCGAGGCACCGCUUGCGACGCCAUUGCCGCAGCCCGAGUUGCCACUGGCGCCGCUGCCUCAGGAAGCGGAUCAGUUCGGUGGCGCCGCCGCCGCCGCGGGGCAGGGACAGGCCGUGCAGGAUGUGGGGCAGACGUUCGGAUUCGGCAACCAGCCGCUGGUGGACAACAGCCCGUACGAUAGUGGGGCACCGAAGCAUGGAUGCAGCCUCGUUGGGACCUCAGUUGCUUUGGGGCUCACCGUUGCCGUCGCCAUGAUGGGUCUGGGCCUCUGA